Molecule: messenger RNA, 10893 nt
Organism: Diprion similis
Lineage: Eukaryota; Metazoa; Arthropoda; Insecta; Hymenoptera; Diprionidae
Product: microtubule-associated protein futsch-like
Exons: 14
Coding region: 381-9419 (3012 amino acids)
Biological process (GO): proteolysis
Cellular component (GO): plasma membrane
Molecular function (GO): protein binding; serine-type endopeptidase activity
Source: RefSeq, a predicted model, not a curated record
GAUAUGUGCGACGCAGCUCCGAAUGAGCCGUGCAUUUUGAUCAGCGAGAGAUGAUCCUGCGGUUCCGCAAGGACGAAAUGGCCAAGGACGUUUCCGCAGCUUUCAACUGCGAAUGUUCGCUCGGAAUCGCUCAGAGACGGUUGUUCGAGCGCUUCGAAAAGACAUCGCAUUGCGGCCGACCGCUAAUUGAUAAUUGGGAAAAACAAAUGUACGGUGAAAGGCUGCAGCCGACAUUCUCCACGUGCAGUAUAUAACGCCAACUCGAGCCGGUAUUAAUUUAGGAACGAGAAAAGACCGCAUGACAGAGGAAAGAGGGAAAAGAUCUCACCGGUCUGGACUCUGGACUUAGGUAUAAAAAGGAAGGGCAAAAUCCGUGAAAAAUGUCAGACGGAGGAACGGACAACCCGGCGUUUUCAAACGACGAAGGGCAUCACGGCUCGGACAAUUCGAACUCGACGUUGGAGAACAGCCACACGGAGAGCUUGCAGAACAGUCAGAUAACCGUGGAAAGCGAUUACAGGACGCCGAUCGACGAGGCGUCUUCAGCAGCAGCGAGUCAGAAGGUCGAAAACGGCCAUCAACAGUCCUUCGUGUCGCAGCAUUACGUUGAACCGGUUAGAACGAGUCCGGAACCACAGUACAAGACUGAGACAAGGAUAGAAUUGCCCGCCGAUAACCAAGAGAAAUUGCCGAGUGCCACAAAGUCCAACGGUGUUCAUGGCAACGGGAACAACAACGACGCCAGUUUUCUCAACACGAGUGCUGCCAGCAUACAGAGCAAUGAUGGAAAGAAGGAACAAGUCGAAGCUGUUAACUUGGAAUUGGUGUCUAUGAGGCCUUACAGCGGUGCUAAUGCACAAAGUAAAGGACAGGAAGCUUGCGAGGUACCCGCAGAUCCUUACGAAGAAUACUUCGUGCCUGUAAACGAGCACAGAAAGUACAUCAGCAGAAGUCCUGAUGCUGAAGUUGAAACGACUGUGGCUGGAGUUCGUUUCGAUUUGGGCCCAGGACUGGGGCGCGAAGGACUUAGCCUGAGAGACCCAACUGCUGGACUGGUCGACUAUUCCCACUGGCGGAAUGCCCUCAGAGGAGAAAAAUUGUACGUCACUAAGGACAAAAGGUCUCGAAGUUCGUAUUGGAGACGAAUAGCUUGCUGGGGAUGCGGUCUCUUGGUUCUAGCCAUUGCUAUUAUUAUUGCAAUAUUGGCCGCAACUGGUGUAAUUCUUACGCAAGAGGAGACUCAGCCUUUGGAAAGUGACGGACACACGAGUUCACGCCAAUUUGGCGACAUCAAAACAUCCGGCAGUCAAGAAUAUAUGAGGAACCCCCCCGCCAGUCCCCCACCUGAAGCUUCAACUAUACCACCGUGGCAAACAACCGACGAAACUUUAUAUGAAACAGUUCCCAAAGCUUUCGACGGAUUAUUGACAUUGGACAAUUUCAACUGGACGGAAGGCAUGGAUGAUCCAAAAUCGAGAGUUUACAGAGACGUUUCGCAAGAGAUUGAAGAAAAUUUGAAAGACAAGUUGCACCUGGCGGCGAACUUGUCUGUCGUCAAAGUCUACAACAUCAGCAGGAAUGGGGAAGUCAAAUUCAGGAUCAGUUACCCUCCGGUACCAGCGCCCGAGCAGAUGAGGGAUGAAGUUGAAAAGACGUUACAGGAGACUGGCAGUAUGGUCGGUAAAUACCAUUUGUCGAAGUUGGACGUCAGUCGUCUGAUCGACGAUUGUAAACACGGUCAAAUGAAUUGCAGUGAUAGUUGCCGAUACGAUUAUUCCGAGGGUGUGUUCGUUUGCUCUUGUUUGAACGGGAAAGUGUUGGAAGCAGACGGCACGAGUUGCCACGACGAGAACGAUCUGAGUAACGUCGAUAUGGAUGAAGACAUUCCUCACGUUCACAGCACCGAAGUGUACGCGCAAGACGGCGUUCAAGGAAGAAGCCAAGGACACGAGACAACCUUCAGUCCGAUACACCAGGAAUUAGACCACGCACCAGCCGUACCCGUAGGGAUAGACGAACACCAACAUGAAACUGUAUCCGAGCCUGAACCCACUGGCGAACCCAAGUCAGAGCCUGAACCGAAAGUUGAGCCAAUUGUUACACCCCAAUCAGAACUUGAACCGACUUCUGAACCUAAAGCAGAACCUGAACCAACAUCUGAACCCAACACAGAGCCUCUACCGUCUGUUGAACCCGAACCUGUAUCCCAACCCAAGGCAGAACCUGAACCUUCUGUCGAACCCGAACCAUCAUCGGAACCCAACGCAGAGCCUGAAACUUCUGUCGAACCCGAACCAUCAUCUGAACCGAAUGCAGAGCCGGUACCAUCUGUUGAACCAGUGCCUGUAUCUGAACAUGAAGUAGAAACUGAACCAUCUGUUCAAUUUACACCAGCAUCCGAACCUUCUGUCGAACACGAAUCAAAGGUAGAACCUGAACCUUCAGUCGAACCGAAACCAACCUCCGAACCAAAGGCGGAACCUGAACCUUUUGCCGAACCGGAGCUGAAAUCCGAACCAAAAGCAGAACCUGAACCCACUGUUGAGCCUGAACCAGUAGCUGAGCCUAAAUCCGAACCCGAACCUUCUUCUGAACCGAAGUCAGAACCUGCGCCUGAACCAAAAGUGACGGCUGCUGAACAUGAGCCGGAUGUAAUGACAGCUACCAAUUCAACAACUGAACUUGUCGAACCAGUUGUGCAGAUAUCCGAACCGCAACAAUCUGUUGAACCAGAAUCUGACCACCCACUUAUGGCUGAGCCGAAAAUUGAACCUAACGCGACUGAAGAAAUUCAAAACGAGCCCACUUUGGCGACACACACCAGACCUGAGUCUAAUUCGCCGAGUAUUUCUUCGGAUCAACACGAUACUGUCCUGCAAGCAAAUGUGGAAUCUGAAGAAAGCACACCAUCGUCUACUGAGUUUUCGCAAGUUCCUGGACACCCUGUGGAAGCAACCGGUCAGUCUGCUGUUGCGUGGGAUUCCAACGCUGAUGAAAAAUGGAACACACUUACACCCACGUCUUUUCCAGAAGCUGAUAAAGAGUUUGCGGAACAGAUGGAACAUAAUCUGACAUCAGGAAAAUCACUUCAGGCAGAAGAAAAUUCCGAGUCGAUGAAAAGUGAUAAUCAAACACAGCCGAUAUUACCGUUUUCGAAUAUCACACCAGUUGAAACGUCGCAAGUUAGCCUAAAUGAGUCUGAAUAUAAUAUUGUACCGUCCGUUGAUUCUAUCUAUCAUCUUGCAGGCAGCCAAGGCAUGAACAACGAAACUUUCAUGGUGCCACAGAAUCCAGCACAAUUCGAAAAUGUCUCUGCUUCCGAAGCAGAUGCCGAACACAACUUGCGGUCCGAAAAUAACUCUGAAGUUAAUCAGGCUGAAUCUUCCACUGGAAUAGUGAAUGAUCUCGCAUUGCAAGAUGAUCUAGUACAACACUUCGUACUUCCAUCCGAAUCGCAAAGUGAAGCAGCUCCGGUUACAGACUCGAGAGAAAAUUCGACCGUUUCACAUAUACCGGCGAUUGAAAAUGUACAACCAGGCGAAUCCCCGAAUACAACGGAGAAUGUCGAAAAAUUCGAACAGUCUCAAGGAGUAUCAGGAGCAGCGAUUGGCGAAUCUAGAAGUAAGGUUAUUCCUGAUUAUGACUCGUUUUUGGACUCAGUGAUUCAACCUACCAGUACACCAACGCCUAUUCGAGAGAGCAUUCCGGUUAUUGAGCAAGCUGAAGAACCGGAAUCAGAAUCAGACUCCGCGCCAUUCUUUGCUACGACAAUCAAACCUUCAGCGUCCGUAGAGCCUGAAACAAUAAAUGCGUCGAACAAAACGUCGGAAACAAUUGUUGAAGCGAAACCUGGCUUCGCUAGUGAAGAUUCAAAUUCAAAAUCUAAUUCCAGCAUGGCGGAACCAUCUUUGACAAAAAUGAACGACACCGGAAUAAAUGGAAUUGAAGGCAUCCUGAGCACAUCUGGUAACGACCAAACACUACCGGAAACAACAGAGUACAACGUUGUAGAACACAUGCCGCAAACUGUAUACCAAAUACUGCCAAAGCUCUUGGGUGAAAAUGUCGAACCGUUGAUAGAGGUUAAUAAAAAUGUAACGUCAUCUGACGACCAGCACAUCAUGGUCAUCGCUAACACCGAGUCUUCUACUGAACACUCUAUGCAUAGUAUAAUUCCGGAGUUAUUGCCCGAGCGAAUUGAUAGCGCUCAUUCAAUGGAAAACCCACUUCACAAUGAUUCUAAACUUGAUGAUGUGCCAAAAAUUAACGAAUAUCAUCAAACCGAAUACAUUGAUCACAUUGAAACGCUACAAAACAGUCCGAAGCACCCACCUCUCCUACCGGAGAAUACCAUGGUCACUGAACAUCCAUUAUAUCCGGUAGUUUUUGCUGAGAAUUCCGUUGAACAUUCUGCUGACAAAGGUGAGUUCUCUGACGAGAAGCUCGUCGAAAACAUGUCACCAUACUUGCCAGACAUCCAACACGAGAAAGAAAUAUCUAAAAAGGCUCCAAGAUUAGAUAAAGAUGAACAAGAUGAACCGAACCCAUUCGAUUCUCACGUACCAGAUGUCAUUGCGCAUCAUUCCGAGGAAAGCGGUAACAAAUCCAAAUUGCAAAGUGAGUCGAGUAACAUCGAUUUUAACGGUGCCUUAAAUGAAGUUCAUGAACAGCUGAAUGAUACUGACGUUGAACUAUCUGUUGCUACUGAAAUUAAUAAUGAAACACACGUGCACGGAGGAGGUUACUCUGUAGAAAAUGCAAGAAAUCAAGUACCAGUAAUUAUGACGGGUGUUGCCGUUGAAAAUGCGGAAGGUUCGAGGCAAGUUCAUUUGGAAAAUAAUCUCAAUGACACAUCUUCUGAAAAUUCAAAUAAUCUUCAGCAUGGCCUGAACAACACCGGCGAAGUAUCGGUGCAAGAUUUUAAUGACAGCAAUGGUCACAAUCAUUCGGUAAAUGUAAUUGACAACGGUAUAAACGAACAUCAUCUACAUAUGGCUAAUGAAUCGUCAGUUGAAGAUAACGCUGAGCAGGCCUUGAAAGAUCAAGUUCACACCGAUACUGAACACGGAAAUGAAUCUGCUGUAGAUUCUUCUAUCCACUCGGAGGGAAGUAACGAUUCAGAAGAAAUUUUGGGCGUUAUACCAUUGGAGGAUGACUCCGAACGAUCCGAUAACCAUGAAGCUGUACCAAAAAGUGAAAACGAAAGCUUGUCGCCACAAAGUAGCGAAAAGAAAAUUAUCGAAGGUACCACUGACACUGAAAACAUUUCAACAUCCAGUAAGGAAAUAAACAAUACAUCGACAGACACACAAAAACCCGUACACUCGGACAAAGCUACAGUUGAUUAUACCCAGAGUAUUUUUGAAGAUCACUAUAACGAUAUUGUGGACGAAAAUGAUUCAAAUCUAACUAAACAUUUCCAAGAACAAAAGAAGGAACAAAACAUCAACGAUGUAGCCAAUCCAAGUAAUACUAGCGCAUCAUCAAAUGCUCAAAACACGACGAUCUUACCAGUGCAAAGUGAUGUAGAUAUAGUAAAGAAUAAUCAAACUUCAACCGAACAAUCUACGGAACACAACGAAAUUUCACACUCCUCUUAUACCGACAUUAACGAACAAACACCGGUACACAAUACUCGAGAACAAGUGUCAACAAUUUCUAACGAUACCGAUGUUGCAGCUGACGCAAAUACUCUUACCGAUCACAAAGAAAUAACUACUGUUGAAUCGAUCUCUGAUACCCAAACAACGAUGUUAUCGGGAAUAAUUAACGAGCAUUCCAACGAGGCUAAGCUUACUACCGAAGUCCCCAUUCUCCCGUUGGAAUUAGAACAAACUGUUUCUGUAACCGAAAAUGUUCUUCAGAAUGACGAGACAACAACCAGAGAAAAACAUCAUGACCAGCAAACCAACGACACAAGCACAGUACCACCACUAACGUUUAUCCAUGGAUCCAGUUUAGAAGGCAAUGCUACUACCCAAGUACCCAUUAUGCCUGAUGAGUUACAGACAACCGAAAAUGAGAUUUUCACCACUACAACUCCCGCAAAGAUACUACAGAGUGAAGAGAAGCUGAUGGAUGGUGUAAGUAUUAACUCUGAACAUGGUCAACGUGAACACCAGAUCAACAAUAAUAGUCAAGUGAACAAAGAAGAAAUGAGUGACGAACAUUUACAAAAUAUUCAAAAUACAUCCGUUCCCGUUCUACAACUGCCCACCGAUUCACAGACGAUUCUUCCUGUUCAAAAUGAAGUGGUACUAAUUAACGGUGAAAAUACUAAUGCUACUGAAAACGGUAACCUCCAUCCACAAGAGCACACUAAAAUCGUUGAGGAAUCAACGCAAAAAUUAAAAGCACGGAACGAGACGGAAAUUUCACAACCUGGUCUCACAGGAAUUGAAAAUGUAACAUCAAGCAAUUCGGAAUACGACACAACCGUUUUGAAAAUGCUCACACCUUCAAUUUCGGAGGGGAUAGAAAUUCAACAGGACAAAGAGACAAAGGUUACAACUCAAAAUCCGAUGAUAACAACGGACGAUAUCAGACCCGUGUCCGAAGCAGUAGUAGAUGAUGUAAUACCGUAUAAAUUUGAUUACAAGCAACUUUUCACCCCGACUGGAAAACCAAAAUUUGUUGAAGAAGAGGACUUGUCCGAAGAUGAAUUACGAGUGAUUCCGUUAGAGAAGCAAGAUAUCAAGAAGAAAGCAGUUGAGAAGAAGACACUGGAUAAGUACAAGUACAAGAAGGAAAAGGAGUUAAGCUUUGAGAAUAUAGGAAACGUGGCUACUGAAGUUGCUGAAGAUCGCGAAACACCUACAACGACGAUGCUUUCUGUUGAAAUUCCUCCAGCAAUUAUCACAGAAAUAAUGACUAAUGAACCGUCUGUUCAGCAAGAUGAAAAUUCGACCAGACAGGCGUUGGUUAGUACCUCGGGUUCUCCUGAAACAAACGUAGAUGAUAUUGAGCCUACUAUACCUACGAUAUUAGAAACGGUAGUUGAUGAGGUGGCUCUAGGAAAUAAUAAUAGUGAAACUUUACUUCCUCGCACUGAUUCAAAGAUUCACGUUAUAGAUCAUGAAAAUAACACUCAUGUAGAAUCAUUGAGUGAUUUCUUCUCCCCUGAGGCUCAGGAUAUCUUGAAGAAUACCGCAAACACUCCUGCCGAAGAGACAAUUCAAAAGGUUCAAAACAGCUCAGCGAGUUCCAAUAUUCCAUCUAUCGAAACGAAGAUUGGAACUGACAGUGAAGACAGGCCAGAAAUUAUAGGAUCAAACCAGAAUGCAAGUGAUGCGGUUGUACUAAUACAAAAUAAUCCGAUUAGUACAACUACUCGCAGUGUCAUCGAUGAAUAUGCUACGAAAAUGAUUGAGGCUGAACCAGAGACAGUGCAUAUUGAUCAAAACCUCACGCAACAUAAUAGUACAGAUACCCUGCCAGUAGCGGAAAUAACCGCAAUUGCACCUAAUCAAACAUCCGAUGUUCAAAAUAAUGAGAAUAGGUCAAAGAACGAAACAACUGAUAAAAUUUUGAGUAACCAAGAGACUUUUCUAGUUCAAAGCACUAGUUCCUCCGAGGAAAGCAUUGAUUCUGUUGCCAAAGGUGAAAACACUUAUGAAGUUACUGAAAAACUCACGACAACCACAGGAUCGAUUGAAAUUCCUGUUUCAAUCAUCGAAAGUGUUAGGCAGCCCGCAGGUGGUCCCCUUGAACUGCCGAAUCCUCUUUUCUCGAAGUGUGCUGCUGGACAAUUUCAAUGCGUCAAUGGCACAUCUAGAGAUGGUGCUUACUGCGUCAGCUUAGCUGCGAAAUGCGAUUCGGAAAAUGAUUGCUCAGACGGAUCCGACGAAUUCAACUGCGAAAAAGAAGGUUGUCCAGGAAAUUUCCAGUGCUCUAGUGGCCAAUGUCUCAAGCGACACCUCGUUUGCAAUGGAAUUGAAGACUGCGAUGACGGUAGCGACGAGAAAAGCUGCCAGGAGUGGAAAUGCCAGUUCGACGAAUUCCAAUGUCCUAACGGAAGGUGUAUUCCGAUUUUGUGGCAAUGCAAUGGUCGUCCAGAUUGUGAAGAUCAUCGCGACGAGUACUCCUGUGCAGAGAGCUGUGGAAACGAUGAGUAUUUAUGCCCGACUGAAAAAUGGUGCAUUCCGCUAACGUGGCACUGCAAUGGAAUACCAGAAUGCGCCCACGGAGAGGAUGAAAAACUGUGCGAUUGUGCUUUGGAUCAAUUCAAGUGUAAGACUGGAGGCUGCGUCCCGGUGGACCUGGUUUGCGACGGCGUUGAACACUGUCCGGAUCAUUCGGACGAGUGGGAUUGUUUGACGGCGAACUUGACCAUCGGUCUAAACGCGACGGAAAUGCAAAAGGAAGAAGACGACCGCGAGAAUCACGGAGACAGUGACCUCAUUGGGCGAGCAACCAUACUGAAGAUAAAGCAACCAAACGGUGAACGUCGUGUCGUUUGCGCUGACAAUUGGACUACUGAACUUAGUGACGCUUUCUGUAGAGCACAGGGAUACUUCUCAUCCGAAGCCACAGACAUGCUACCAUCGGACGAAGGUCUGAAGCUUCUGAAACUGAAGUCUACGAUAGAUCUGAAGGCACCGUUGGUUACGAAUUUCGAACAUACCGACACCUGCGAAACAGGAAAGAUCGUCCAAAUCUCUUGCGAGGAAUUCUCAUGCGGUUCGCAUUAUCCAGAAGGACCAACUGCGAGAUUGGCCGGCGGUACGCCCGCUGGUGAAGGACAAUGGUCAAGUGUGGCUCUGUUGAAGGAACAAAAACACGGCAUUGCUUGUACUGCUAGUGUUCUCAGUCCUAUGUACGCCCUGGCAAGCUACUCCUGUGUUCACAAAUACAGACAGAGCAAUGGCUGGCAGUUGUUCACGGGUAGUGAUCUGCUGACUCCGCAUGCGGUUAAAAGUAUUGUGCCAUAUCCACAAGUGAAAUAUAAUCAAUUUUUAUACAAUAACGACAUGACCUUGGUUGAGCUCGAAGAGCCUUUGGUCUUUUCCCGGAACGUCAGCGCCGUUUGUCUUCCGCAACAUCCAAUUCAGCCAAGACAAUUGUGCGUUACGGCGGGCUGGGGCUUCCCGAUGAACGGUGAAGUCAACCUGCAACAAUACUUGAAAUUCUUACCGGUGCCUACCUACGACUCUGAAGAAUGUAACGCGACGAGUCAUUACGCCGGUUUCAUCACCAAGGACAAUAUUUGUGCUGGGUUUACCGACACGGACAAGGGACCCUGUUACAACGAUGAAGGUGCACCAUUGAUGUGUGCAAGCGAAACUGGUAGAUGGGAACUUCAGGGAUUGUUGAGCCAUCACAGUCGAUGCUCGCGAGGCCAUCCAGCUAUUUACUCGAGCCUUGCCCCAGCGUUGCCCUGGCUGCAUCAUUCGGUCCCAGCCCUGCAAGCUCGACCUUAGACUAAGAUAUUGCUCUUUUUACGCAUAUAUAUAAAUGUGUACGUAGAACUCAAUGCGGUGAUAUUCGGGUGACAGAAAUUAUUGUCAUGAGACAUAUAACUAUAUGUAUAGCUGCCCGUAUUAUUCGAGACAUGGUGCGCAGAAGUCCUUUGAUGCAUGCAUUUGAAUGCGUGCUGAAUGAAUAGUUGUCGAUGUUAUUCGGCAAAAGAUUAUACGUAUACGUGUUUAAAACGACGAAGAAACUCUUUCGCAUAAUCAGUCUAGUACUCUAAAUGUUUUAUUUUAUCUUUACUUUUAUUUUUCGUUAAAUAUGUAUAUACAUACGUAUUCUAUUACACAUGCGAGGAUCAGGAGAACUAUUGAAACGCAUUAAUGAAUAUUAUUUCUAUGAAGAAAUGCUUCGACGAGUACUGAGAACUGGAAGUUUGGUAGAUUAUAAAUGGAAUCGGGCGAACAGUAUAUCUGCAUAGACUAAGGAACCACAUUGUACAUAUUGUAUAAAGAAACUGUUUGAUACGGUAAAUGAUUUAUUUUGUUUCAUUUUUUUUUAAUAUGCGUUAGGUGAUAGGGUCCCUUAAUUGUUUAUUACGUAAGACAGAGAUUCAUUAUUCAUGAAAAUGGAAAUACCGAAUAUUCAAUGAUACGGAGCUUCAUCAGAUUCUCAAUGAAAAAAUAGGAAUUUUGGUAACGUAAUUAAGCGUAUUAUCCGGUCAAAGAUUGUGGUGAUAUGUACAAAACUUGUAGGUUUGAAAAUCAAGUAAAAUAUCGUUAUUAUUUUUCGUCAGAGAUGUAACCAACGUAUGAUGAUUGAACUUACGAUAAUUGUUUCAUUUAAGAGACCCUUAGCCACCUUUAAUACGAACCGUAUGUAACGAUAAAUUUGUGUCAGAAAUUCUGUUACAGAAUUCCUGGAACGAAUGUCGGCAGUUAUAGUUAGAACUGAAGUAUAUCUAUAUUAUACAUAUAUAUGUAUAUGUAUGUAUAGAUAGGAUAAAUGUACAUAAUAUAUAAUUAUAUUUUAAAUUACAUUGUUACACGGAAUAUUAACAGUACAUAAAAGUAAACAAACAAAAAAAAAAGAAAGAAAGAAACAUGUUUAUGUAUGCGCAUAGUCAGUGAUGAGUGCCUAAGUAUUUUUAUAUCGUAAGCGAAGAAAAUCAGUAAAUGUAAUUAUAACAAUCCAUACUGUUGGAGUUUUUUUAUCUAUAAAGAUCCAAACCAGUUUUAUACCAAUGAUCAUUUCUUGAAAAAUCAAUGUCUCUGUCAUUUAUAUGGUGACUCGUGACAACUCCAAGAGUAAUUGGGUAACAAUUUGAUGCAACGAUAAUUACUGGAUUAUGGGUAUUAUUGUGGGUAUGUACAUAAAAUGUACUGCUUACAACAUUUCAAAAUUGUGUGUUAUCAAGAAGGCGUUUUAUUCAUGGGAACCAGAUAUUAGGUAAAAACUGCACAUAAAGUAUUUACAAGUGAUAAA